Pseudogymnoascus destructans is the source of this 1094-nucleotide messenger RNA. RefSeq lists its product as uncharacterized. The record is from RefSeq and is a predicted model, not a curated record. The coding region runs from base 239 to 1078 and encodes 279 amino acids. The transcript has a single exon. NCBI's taxonomy places the organism in Eukaryota, Fungi, Ascomycota, Leotiomycetes, Thelebolales, Thelebolaceae.
CCAAGAAAAAAUCGGCGGUGAGCUUGUGUAGGCGACUCGCUUGUGAACUACGUUAUGUAGUUAGUAGAAUGUCACAAAUCAACGACGGCGGUAGCACGAUCUUUGUGAGAAUACUGUAUAUUACAGUGCUCUUUCUAAGCCUAUCGCGCAGUCCAUCGAGGACACCACCAGCCCCGAGCCCUUCACUGCCAGUCCCGACCCCUUUACCGACGAAACCCUUUUCACCCAUAGCCCCUCUAUGCAGAAGCCUAUGCGUUGGCUAACUACCGACGACGAGAAUACUGACAGCAGCGAUACGCCAGUAGGCCAGAGGCUUGUCCGCCUCACAGACGACGAUGUCUUGGUCGUCUUUCGGCUUUGCCUCCAAGAGCAAGCUGCCUUCGGUCACCAGACCGACAAGAUGUUAUGGCGGCUAAUAAGCCGCCGCCUCUUCAAAUCCCGAGGCAAAGAGCAUAAGACGCUCCAACGGGUGGUAGCCAAGGCGGUCCGUGAUAGGCGAGAGUUCCUAGCUCUCCUUCCAAGCGGAGAGCAUGACAACCAGUCUUCGAUGACAGACGCCUUAGACAGCUGGAUCGCUGUCCAAGACGCCCGUCUCGAAGUCCAGAAGGCUCGACUCGAUGCCCAAGGGACUGCGAACGCUGAGACUACAGCAUCUUCAGCAUGGCGGCAGUCUUCUCUCGCACUUUGGACAGACAAGACGCAGCUCUUACGAGUAGCGUCUCGUGCUUUCCAAAGAGAGGAAGAUGGCGAGGCUAGCAGCCCCCCCCUAACAACCCCAGACCCCAGAACGUCCGACUCCACAACCCCGCCCCCUACAACCCAUCAUCCUCACGUCUCACAACGCCGACGAAGGCACGCUACAUCCACCGCCCCUAGCAUGCCUUUAGACGUAGGGGACCCUAUUGCUAUAGGGCUUGAACGCCUUAUAAGCGUUGUCGAAACUGUCGCUAGUCGGAUAGGCGGACCACAAAGGGAGGAAGGGAGGGAGGAGUUACAUGCGGUCGUUAAGAGGCGGCUUGAGGACCUAGAGUCUAAGAUUAGCGCUAUCGACCAAAAUGUAGCAACAAUGCUUGUGUAAGGCGGCCCUCACGUGA